Molecule: messenger RNA, 981 nt
Organism: Trematosphaeria pertusa
Lineage: Eukaryota; Fungi; Ascomycota; Dothideomycetes; Pleosporales; Trematosphaeriaceae
Exons: 1
Coding region: 36-689 (217 amino acids)
Source: RefSeq, a predicted model, not a curated record
CUUCUGCAUGCCAUUGCGCCUCCCACAAUGCAUCGAUGCCCGCCAAACCUACGUCCCGCCUCCUGACGCUUCCGCUCGAGCUCCGCCUACUCAUCUACGAGCUUCUUUGGGUGCCUUUGGCGUCCAAGAUCCACCCAAAGACCUCCACUGUCCAUUCGCACAAUGUCACCUCUUCGGCCUCAAGCUCGCUCGAGCUGUUGCUCGUCUGCCGCCAAAUCUACGCCGAAGCGCACCAGACGGCCUACACGCGGCACACCUUCGCUCUAUCGCGCUGCUUCGACACCUCGCCCCUGCAUGACCUGCCGCGCUCGUACCCGUACAACCUCGUUACCUCCCUCUUGAUCCCUGGUUACCGCCCGCCAUAUUCGUGUCCCACAGCGUAUCCGGUGCGGUGCUACACGUUUAAAGAGCUCUGCUCGCUUGUGCGGCGGUUCAGGAACCUGAAGAGCAUUGUAGUAGUUGCAGAUACGGCCGGUUCGGAUGGGAUACGGAGGUCUAUAUUAAGCCGCAAGGCGCAUGUCGAGUUCCGGAUGCGGAAGGCAAGACGGCUGCAGGACGAGGGGUUUGUGCCGAGCUAUGAUAUAACGUGUUUGAAGCGGGGCUGCGGGUGGAGGCUGAAUGUUACCGUCGGAGAGGGCGUUAUUAAGACGGCGGAUCUGCUGCUCUGUGUGCUGCAGGAUGAAGGGUAAGAGACGAGGGAGGUGCGAUUUGAUGCCGUUCGCAACGAACCUUCACGGCCUUGACGAUAUACGAAUUAUGACUUGCAUGUGGGACGGGGUAUUGAUGCCAUAUUUGCAGUUUUGUCUACUGAACCUACGACCCCCUGUACCCAUCGGCCCACCUGUAAAGAAAUCGGAUGAAUAGAAGGUCAACAUUUUUCUGAAACGAAAGCGGUCAUCGGCCCUCAGAAGGAAAGAUUGACGUCGCAUGAAGCAACCUACGCGAUGCCAUUGCAGGCUCGGAGCCUCUGUGACUUCUGGC